AGUCAGAUCUUUUAAGUGUAUGUGAGAAACAAAAUAAUCUAGAUGUAAGAACAAACUACUUUAAAUGCAUAUUAUUCUUCCCUGUAUUUGAACAAUUUGUCCAAAACACAAUCCAUUCAUGUAGGAUUUUUGCCUGUUCACAUCUAAGUGGGAAUCAGUAGUUUCUUUGUUGGUCACUAUGGAAACAAGUCAGCCUAUCCUGAAAAGCUCUUAGAUCAUACAGAGCGAUGCCAGUGUCUCAGUGUAGCUCCUCACUGAGCAAGCCAGAGCUGGCUUCUGCCUGCCUCCAACUCUUGCGUGCCUGGAGCCAGUGUCAUGCAGGUGCAGGACCCAUCCCGGAGGCCUUCGGCUGUGCACCUCCUCAGUGCCUUUCUGCAGGGCCGCAGGCACUCCACCUCUGACCCAGUCCUGAGGCUGCAGCAAGCCCGCCGUGGCUCUGGCUCUGCCACCAAGCUGCUGUCCUCAUCGUCUCUCCAGGUGAUGGUGGCUGUGUCUUCUGUCAACCGUACAGAGGGGAAUUCAACUUUUCCCGAGAGAAAAAAAAAUUCCGAACGCCCAACACCAAAGUACACAAAGGUGGGAGAACGUUUACGGCAUGUCAUCCCUGGACACAUGGCAUGUUCCAUGGCAUGUGGUGGGAGAGCAUGUAAGUAUGAGAACCCAGCCCGCUGGAGUGAGCAAGAGCAAGCCAUUAAGGGAGUUUACUCAUCCUGGGUCACUGACAGCAUCCUGGCCAUGGCUCGUCCGUCCUCUGAGCUGCUGGAGAAGUAUCACAUCAUCGAGCAGUUCCUCGGUCAUGGCAUAAAAACAAUUAUCAACCUGCAGCGCCCUGGUGAGCAUGCCAGCUGUGGGAACUCUCUGGAACAAGAAAGUGGUUUCACAUAUCUUCCUGAAGCAUUCAUGGAGGCUGGCAUUUAUUUCUACAACUUUGGGUGGAAGGACUACGGUGUAGCAUCUCUCACUGCCAUCUUAGACAUGGUGAAGGUGAUGACAUUUGCCUUACAGGAAGGAAAAGUAGCUGUCCACUGCCACGCAGGGCUUGGGCGAACAGGUGUUCUAAUAGCGUGCUAUUUAGUUUUUGCAACAAGAAUGACUGCUGACCAAGCGAUUAUAUUUGUGCGGGCAAAACGUCCCAAUUCCAUACAGACCAGAGGGCAACUGCUCUGUGUACGGGAGUUCACUCAGUUUCUGGCUCCACUCCGUAAUAUUUUCUCUUGCUGCGAUCCCAAGGCACACGCUGUUACCUUAGCCCAGUACCUGAUUCGCCAGCGUCAUCUGCUUCAUGGCUAUGAGGCACGACUUCUGAAAUACGUGCCAAAGAUCAUCCACCUAGUUUGCAAGCUGCUGCUUGACUUGGCUGAGAACAGGCCAGUAGUGAUGAAGAGCAUGCUAGAAGGACCAGGACUCUCUGCUGAAAUCGAGAAGACUGUGUCUGAGAUGGUCACAAUGCAACUGGAUCAAGAAUUACUGAGGCAGAACAGUGAUGCACCUGACCCGUUUGACCCCACUGCAGUGGUGGCUGAGUUUGAGAACCAGGAUGGGAGUCUUUCUAAUGAGCAAGACUUUGACCCCCUCUGGAAGAGAAGGAAUGUAGAGAAUCUUCAGCCCCUGACACAUCUGAAAAGGCAGCUCAGCUACAGUGACUCAGACUUAAAGAGGGUCAAAGCUACCCUGGAGCAAGGGGAGACACCUUGGACAGUGCCUGCCCAGGACGUGCUGGGCCACAGUCUCCAGCAUCAGAAACACAUCAGCCAGUGUCUCAUACCACAGUCUCCAGAGCUGGGCUUAGACAAGGAAGCACUGAUUCACAGCACAUUUCCCCUCUGGACCCAGUCCAAAUGUGGAGGCUUAGAGGGACUCAAAGAGGAUGGCUCUCCGCUUUUCUGUAGGAAGGACACUCCAAAGGAAGUACAGCGGAGCAGAACCUUCUCCGUGGGUAUUUCCUGUUCGCACAAUCCUGGAGAACCAGUGCCACCCAACUUUGCAGGUGUCCAUAUGAGUCCAGAGCAAGUCACCCACUGUCGCUGUGAGGCUCCUGGUAGGUGGAUUCCAGGCUCUGUUCAGGAGGAGGGGAGGACUCCCUGCAGCCCUCUAAACUGUGACUCCAGUCUUAAGGCCCAGCUCCCACAAGGACAGGAAACCAAAGACAGCUCAUACCUGUCGGAAGCAAUGGCACAGGCUGGUUUUCAGUCUGAACUGAGUGCUGAAGCCAGGAGAGUCCUGGCAGCCAAAGCCCUUGCAAAUUUAAAGGAGUUUGUGGAAAAGGAAGAAGUGAAAAGGAAGGUGGAAAUGUGGCAGAAAGAAUUAAAUUCCCGAGAGGGAGCCUGGGAAAGAAUAUGUGGUGAGAGAGACCCUUUCAUCUUGUGCAGUUUGAUGUGGUCGUGGGUGGAGCAACUAAAAGAGCCUGUAAUCACCAAAGAAGACGUGGACAUGUUGGUUGAUACAGAAGUGGAUGCUGGUGAAGCCCUGUUUUUACUAGAGAAGGGGCAGUACCAGACCAUUCUCUGUGUGUUGCAUUGUAUAGUGAGCCUGCAGACCCUUCCUGUGGAGGUGGAGGAAGCUUGCCUUUCACAUGCCAUUAAAGCUUUCACCAAGAUUAGUUUUGAUUCUGAAGAUGGACCAAUAGUUUACAACACCCUGAAGAAAAUAUUUAAGCACACAUUGGAAGCAAAGAGAAAAAUGGCAAGAGACAGCCCUAGGCCUGGCCUCUCCUGAAGCUUUCCUCUCUAGACGAGUAUCCAUCCCACAUAAGGUAGCUUCUGUCCCCACGUGGAUGUGGCAUGCUGGCGCUGCCCCUCCUUGCCACCUCCAUUGUCAACACUGCAUCUCUUGUGCUGAGAAUAAUGGUUCCUUUUUGGAGUAGUUAUUUAUUUUAAAAUAUCUUUGGUCUGUGUCUUGAGAACUUGCCAUAAAGUUGGUGCCACUUUAUUUAUUUAUUGAAUUAAUAUAGUUGUGUUGACAUUUUAUGUAUAUUUGUGUCCUUACUCUUUUUGACAUUUUGGAGGGGAAAAAAAAUAACCUUUCCAAAACAGUUAUUUUCUUAACAGAACUCUCCCUGGAGUUUCUAUCAAAUAGAUCAUUUUAGUAGUAAAACCUUACUAUGUAUCCCCCCCCACAAGACAUAUAUGUAUCCCCUCCUUCAGAAAUGCGACCUAAGAAAGUCACCAAGUGUCUUAAAGGGUUUUAUAUUUGUUACUAAGGAAACUAUUAAUACAUUGUAAAGGACUUUUAAAAACUUUGAA
Molecule: messenger RNA, 3242 nt
Organism: Phodopus roborovskii (desert hamster)
Lineage: Eukaryota; Metazoa; Chordata; Mammalia; Rodentia; Cricetidae
Gene: Ptpdc1
Product: protein tyrosine phosphatase domain containing 1
Exons: 9
Coding region: 316-2715 (799 amino acids)
Biological process (GO): cilium assembly; protein dephosphorylation
Molecular function (GO): protein tyrosine/serine/threonine phosphatase activity
Source: RefSeq, a predicted model, not a curated record